Molecule: messenger RNA, 1427 nt
Organism: Labrus bergylta (ballan wrasse)
Lineage: Eukaryota; Metazoa; Chordata; Actinopteri; Labriformes; Labridae
Gene: hpxb
Product: hemopexin b
Biological process (GO): intracellular iron ion homeostasis; heme transport
Molecular function (GO): heme transmembrane transporter activity
Source: RefSeq, a predicted model, not a curated record
CCUGCUAAGCUCCACUCUACAAGGACUUCUUCACACAGCAUGGAGCUGCUCGCCAGAACCCUGUUUCUGUGCUUUACAUUCACCCUGACUUAUGGAGCACCGAGCCCCCCACACGAUGCAGCCACAGAAGAUGUUGAUGCUGCUCUCCCUGAUCGCUGUGGAGGUCUUGAGUUUGAUGCCAUCACUCCAGAUGAGAAAGGAAUGACUUUCUUCUUUAAAGGUAGCCACUUGUGGAAAGGGUUCACUGGCCCAGCUCAGCUCUCCAAUGAGUCCUUCAGGGAGCUCGAUGACAUCCAUCACAUUGGCCAUGUUGAUGCCGCCUUCCGUAUGCACAACCCCGAAAACACAGACGACCACGAUCACAUCUACUUCUUCCUGGAUGAUAAAGUGUUCAGCUAUUAUAACCACACUCUGGAAGAGGGGUAUCCAAAAGAGAUUCACCUGGAUUUCCCAGGUAUCCCCACUCACCUGGAUGCUGCUGUGGAGUGUCCCAAAGCAGAGUGUGGGGCCGACUCGGUCCUGUUCUUCAAAGGAAAUGAUGUGCAUGUUUAUGACAUCAGCACAAAGACGGUGAAAACAAAGGUGUGGCCUCACCUGCCCGUCUGUACCGCUGCUUUCCACUGGCUGGAGCACUACUAUUGUUUCCAUGGACACAACUUCACCAGGUUCCACCCGCUCACUGGAGAGGUGAGCGGCUCCUACCCAAAAGAUGCCCGCAAUUACUUCAUGAUUUGCCCAAACUUUGGUCAUGGAGAUCGUUCAAAAGUCCUUAAAUGCAGUGACGUCAAACUAGAUGCCAUUACCUCUGAUGACGAAGGCAAAACAUAUUUUUUUGCAGGCCCCAUGUUUAUGCGCCUCGACUCCCGCCGCGACGGCCUCCACGCCUUCCCGAUAACCAGAACGUGGAGGGAAAUGACGAGCGGGGUCAACGCUGUGUUUUCCUACACUGACAAAAUGUACAUGAUUAAGGGUGAUCAGGUUUACAUCUUUAAAGGAGGAGCUCACUACACCCUGAUCAGCGGUUACCCUAAAACUCUGAAGGAGGAGCUCAGCAUUGAAGGGCCUGUGGACGCUGCUUUUGUCUGUCCUGAUGAACACACAGUUAAUAUCAUUCAAGGAGAAAGGAUCCUUUACGUCGACUUAACCGCCACGCCAAGGGCCGUGACCUUUAACCUGACCAUGCCGGUGAACAACAUUGACGCAGCUCGUUGUGGUUCAGAUGGAAUUGAGUUGUUCAUGGGCUCAAAGUUUUUUAAAUAUCUUGAUGUCGCGACGCUGACUAUGACCAGACUCCGCCCGAUGCCUCUGAGUAUUACCUCUGAAAUGAUGGGAUGUCAGGAUUAGGGACCAAUGAUCCAGACUGUUUAAAUACACCUAAACACUAUGAUGAAUUAAUGAAUAAAAAGUGGAAAACUUAAGAUCUUGAA